Molecule: messenger RNA, 984 nt
Organism: Trichoderma harzianum CBS 226.95
Lineage: Eukaryota; Fungi; Ascomycota; Sordariomycetes; Hypocreales; Hypocreaceae
Exons: 5
Coding region: 1-984 (327 amino acids)
Molecular function (GO): oxidoreductase activity
Source: RefSeq, a predicted model, not a curated record
AUGUUUGCCCUCUUUUGCCUAAGUGUAGGUUUUAUAGGAGGCGAGGUAAUACAAGAUCGUGGCCUGAUUGCAAAAUGGAGAAACGAUUAUACAAACAGCCCACAAUGCGACAGCCCUUCUUACCGAAGGGAGUGGAGGAGUUUAAGCAAAGACGACAAAUCCGCAUAUCUUGCCGCUGUAAAAUGCUUGAUCGCGUCGCCGUCCGUUACGAGGAGCAACGGGGAUCUUUACAAUGACUUCCCUUUUGUGCAUUUUCAACACGCUAAGAAUAUUCAUUAUACACCUCUCUUUCUUCCCUAUCAUCGGUACUUCCUUCAUUCAUUUGAAACUAAACUAAAGUCUGUCUGUGGGUACAAUGGGAGUUUGACAUAUUGGGACUGGAGCCUUGACUGGGAAUCCUUAGGAACAUCUCCAGUCUUCUCUAAAGAAUAUGGUUUUGGAGGAAAUGGUAACCCUCGUGUUUAUUCACCGUCUACGGAAAGUUACUGUCUCACUGAAGGCCCGCUUGCCAAUCUACAACUCGCAAACCAUUCCUCAGAUGAACACACCUUGGAUAUGCACUGCCUUUCGCGUGACUUCUUCGGCAACAAUCUGACAGGAAUACUGUCUGGCGAUGGACUACAACCGGCCAUCAUUGAAAAUAUUUUGCAUCAGUCCGAUUAUCAAACUUUUCGCAACGCACUCGAGCACGGCCCCCAUAAGGAGAUCCCGAAUGGCAUUGGUGGCGAUUUUAUUACUUUUGCUGCCCCCAGUGAUCCUCUAUGGUAUCUUCAUCACAGUCAGCUUGACAGACUAUGGUGGUUGUGGCAGCGCGCUGAUCCCACUGUGCGGCUAUGGGAUUAUGGGGGACAUUCUACGAAAGGCCAAGAGACACUUAAGGCUUCGAUAAAAGAUAUAAUUUCUAUUUCGCCUCUCGCACCAGAUGUUAGGGUUUCUGAUGUCAUGAGCACCGAGUCAGACGUACUAUGUUAUCGCUACCUUUAA